Messenger RNA from Aricia agestis (brown argus), 1214 nucleotides. It is a transcript of the gene Nurf-38, whose product is annotated as inorganic pyrophosphatase. NCBI's taxonomy places the organism in Eukaryota, Metazoa, Arthropoda, Insecta, Lepidoptera, Lycaenidae. The record is from RefSeq and is a predicted model, not a curated record. Gene Ontology annotation, cellular component: cytoplasm. Gene Ontology annotation, biological process: phosphate-containing compound metabolic process. Bases 25 to 987 code for a protein of 320 amino acids. Gene Ontology annotation, molecular function: magnesium ion binding; inorganic diphosphate phosphatase activity. The transcript has 4 exons.
UAGCGGGUUGUGCGCCGUUCCAAAAUGUCAAUUACAAAACAGCUGUGUAGACUAAGCGCGAAGGUCCACCUAAGCACAAAACGUUUUUUUUCGUCACCAAAACUCCAAAGUUGUUACAACAAAAUGUAUGUAGCUGAAGAAAGAGGUUCACCGUAUUCGCCCGAAUAUCGUGUUUUUUUUAAGGACGCCACCGGGCCGAUCUCGCCGAUGCACGACAUCCCACUGUGGGCGGACCGCGCGCGGCGGCUCGCGCACAUGGUGGUGGAGGUGCCGCGCUGGACCAACGCCAAGAUGGAGAUCAGCCUCGGCGAGCCGCUCAACCCCAUCAAGCAGGACGUCAAGAAGGGCGCGCUGCGCUUCGUCGGCAACGUGUUCCCGCACCACGGCUACAUCUGGAACUACGGCGCGCUGCCGCAGACGUGGGAGGACCCGCGGCACACGGACCCCGGCACGGGCGCGCGCGGCGACAACGACCCCAUCGACGUGAUCGAGAUCGGGCAGCGCGUGGCGGCGCGCGGCGACGUGCUCACCGUGAAGAUCCUCGGCACGCUCGCGCUCAUCGACGAGGGCGAAACGGACUGGAAGCUGAUCGCGGUGGACACGCGUGACCCCGCCGCCGACCGCCUGCACGACGUCGCCGACGUCGAGGCGCUCUUCCCCGGCCUGCUGCGCGCCACCGUCGAGUGGUUCCGCCUCUACAAGGUGCCUGACGGCAAGCCCGUCAACCGCUUCGCCUUCGAUGGCGAGGCCAAGGACGCCGCCUUCGCGCACAAGGUCGUCGAUGAGGUGCACGAGUUCUGGAAGGCGCUGGUGUCGGGCGAAGCGGAGGCGGCGGACAUUAAUAAGAUGAACGUGUCGGUGGCGGGCAGCCCGGGGCAGGUUGGACGCGGGGAGGCGGGGGCGGUGCUGGCCGGCGCGCCCGCCGCUGCCGCCGCUGCGCCCGUCCCGCCCACCGUCGACAAGUGGCACUUCAUCUCCAACCUCUAGCCGCUCCGACGACACCGUACUAUGUAUAUAAUGUUAUGUAUUUAUUUAUACGUUCCCAAUAAAUCGUGGUGACGUGUGACGUCUCCCCUCCGGCUCGCUUGCAUUUAUUCGCGACGUGAGAGACGGGAGUCCGGUUUGAAACGGUCGACUCGCUAGCAGGUGGUGACGGAGGUGGUGGGCCAGAGCGGGAUGUGAGAUGUUAUACCCGUCGUGUGCGACUACUGUGA